AUAAUCCGUGUUCAGAGAGGAGUUUCAGCAGAAAACAGUUGGCAGAUUGUGAGACGAUACAGUGACUUUGACUUGCUCAAUAACAGCUUGCAGAUCUCAACUCUAAGUCUACCUCUUCCUCCCAAAAAAUUGAUUGGAAAUAUGGAACGGGAAUUCAUAGCUGAAAGACAGAAGGGACUCCAGGCCUAUCUGGAUGUAAUUACUACCCAUCACAUACUGUCUAACUGUGAACUGGUAAAGAAAUUCUUGGACCCAAACAGCUAUUCUGUAAACUACACUGAAAUUGCCUUACAGCUCAAUGUUCCAUUAAAAGAUAUAGGUUGGCGAAUACGUAAGAAAUAUUUCCUAAUGAAGAUUAAGAAUCAACCAAAGGAACGGCUGGUGUUAAGCUGGGCUGAUCUUGGCCCUGAUAAGUAUUUGUCUGACAAAGACUUACAGUAUGCUGUGAAACUCCUUUCUUCCUGCUCUCAUCCCUACAUUUACAAAAUCACUUUUGCCACUGCCAAUGAAUCUUCAGCGCUGGUUAUUAGACCAUUCAGUGAAAAAGGGACACUAAAGGACCUUAUUUACAAGGCAAAGCCAAAAGACCCAUUCCUGAAGAAGUAUUGCAAUCCUAAAAAAAUUCAAGGUCUUGAACUUCAGCAAAUAAAAACAUAUGGAAGGCAAAUAUUAGAGGUAUUAAAAUUCCUGCAUGAGAAAGGAUUUCCUUAUGGCCAUCUUCACUCUGCCAAUGUGAUGUUGGAUGGGGACACCUGCAAGUUACUGGAUCUAGAAAAUUCCUUGUUGGGACUUCCAUCAUUUUAUCGAUCCUACUUUUCACAGUUUCGGAAAAUUAAUACUCUAGAAGGUGUUGAUGUACAUUGCUUUGGACACUUACUGUAUGAAAUGACAUAUGGAAGACCUCCAGACACAAUUCCAGUAGACAACUUCCCCCCUGCACCCUCAAUGUCUGUUGUGUCAGUGUUGGAAUCCAUUCUGACCUGUGAAGCCCUGAAGAAUGGAAUGCCAACUGUCUCACGGCUCUUACAGAUGCCAUUAUUCAGUGACGUCCUGCUAACAAACUCUGAGAAACCACAGUUUAAGAUUCCUACUAAGCUAAAAGAGGCGUUGAAAAUCUCCAAGGAAUGCAUAGAAAAGCGAUUAACAGAAGAACAGAAAUUGAUUCACCAGCACAGAAGGCUGACAAGAGCUCAAUCUCAUCAUGGCUCUGAAGAAGAAAAAAAGAAAAGAAAGAUCUUAGCACGAAAAAAGUCAAAACGCUCUGCCUAUGAAAGUGGAGAGGAACACUCAGCAAAAUACAGCAACUCAAAUAACUCAGGCUCUGGGGCAAGUUCCCCUUUAACGUCUCCAUCGUCCCCCACUCCGCCCUCUACAGCAGGAGCAUCGUCGAUACCCCCAGCGCCGCCGCCGCCGCCCCUGCCACCAGCAGCUCCUCCCCUGAGCACAGAGGUGCCCACGCCCAGCCCACAGCCUCCCGUCAGCGCCAGCCGCGGGGCCUUGCUCAGCUCCAUACAGAACUUUCAGAAAGGAACUCUGAAGAAAACACAGACGUGCGACUACAGUGCUCCCAGGAUCAGCUGA
Acanthisitta chloris (rifleman) is the source of this 1581-nucleotide messenger RNA. RefSeq names its product PX domain containing serine/threonine kinase (gene PXK). Bases 142 to 1581 code for a protein of 479 amino acids. The record is from RefSeq and is a predicted model, not a curated record. The transcript has 18 exons. Gene Ontology annotation, cellular component: late endosome; extrinsic component of endosome membrane; early endosome. Lineage: Eukaryota; Metazoa; Chordata; Aves; Passeriformes; Acanthisittidae. Gene Ontology annotation, biological process: endosome to lysosome transport; protein targeting to lysosome; protein phosphorylation. Gene Ontology annotation, molecular function: actin binding; ATP binding; protein kinase activity.